Molecule: messenger RNA, 3340 nt
Organism: Paramisgurnus dabryanus
Lineage: Eukaryota; Metazoa; Chordata; Actinopteri; Cypriniformes; Cobitidae
Gene: bmp4
Product: bone morphogenetic protein 4
Cellular component (GO): extracellular region
Molecular function (GO): growth factor activity; cytokine activity
Source: RefSeq, a predicted model, not a curated record
CACAGUCUGAAAGAGAUCUCAUGUGGGGUUUAUCAGAGGUGUUGGGUGAAGCUCAGUGGGUUGAAAGCGUAGGGGUGGAGGCAGGAGAUCUCUAUAGGGCGGACACAUAAAACUGGCAGUAGAUCUGGAUGUGUGAUCAGUCGCUGAGGUUCUCUUUGCACUCUUGGACAUCUGUGGAGCUACAGAGAUCUGCUCGUGCGUUAUUGUGAUGGAUAUAAUGUGCUAAUUUCUCCAGGCUUUUGGACUUUGUUGGUGUUUGUAGUGUCUUCUGUUGAAAACUUCGUCUAUUCUCAUCUCCGGGAUAACGUUUGCACCUUUACCAAUGGAAAAAAACCUCAGGAGAGUUCUUCAACAGCCUUUCAGGAACACGUAACCUUUACCUGAAGAACUUGUCCUGGAUCAGCUCUCGACAAACAUGGACUGUUUUCCCAUGCUUUAUUUUCUGUCGAGACAUCAUGAUUCCUGGUAAUCUAAUACUGAUGGUUAUUUUAUUAUGCCAAGUCCUACUGGGAGAGAGCAGCUAUGCUAGUCUAAUACCUGAGGAGGGGAAGAAGAAGGUCUCGUCUCAUCAUCUGGGUCAUGACCUGCUGCUGGACUUUGAAGCCACGCUGCUGCAGAUGUUCGGGUUGCAGAUGCGUCCACGACCCAGUGACUCAGCGGUUGUGCCCCAGUAUCUGCUCGAUCUGUACCGUCUGCAGUCCGGAGAGCUGGAGGACGCUGCGGGUCACGAUGUCAGCUUUGAUUAUCCUGAGAGAUCUACGAGUCGAGCGAACACUGUGAGAGGAUUUCAUCACGAGGAGCACAUGGAGAAGCUCCAGGCAGACGGCUCAUCUGAGACUCCUCUACGUUUCCUUUUCAACCUCAGCAACAUCCCUGAGGAUGAGCUCAUCUCCAGCGCUGAGCUUCGUCUCUACAGGCAACAGAUAGAUGAUGCAAACUCAAAUCUCGAGCACAAUGGAGAUGAAAGUCUCCAUCGAAUAAACAUUUACGAGGUGUUGAAGCCUCCGCAGGCCGGCCAGCUCAUUACGCAGCUCCUGGACACCCGGCUGGUGCGUCACAACGCGUCCGCGUGGGAGAGCUUCGACGUGAGUCCCGCCGUGUCGCGCUGGACCCGCGACAAGGACUCCAACCACGGGCUAGCCGUGGAGGUUCUGCACCUGAACCGGACCCCCCGCCACCAGGGGCGCCACGUGCGCGUGAGUCGGUCCUUGCACCCGGUUCCGGGCGAAGACUGGGACCAGCUACGGCCGCUGUUGGUCACUUUCGGUCACGACGGCAAAAGUCACCCGUUGACGCGUAGAGCGAAGCGCAGCCCCAAGCAAAGAGGCCGAAAGCGCAAUCGCAACUGUCGGCGGCACGCGCUGUACGUCGACUUCAGCGAUGUGGGUUGGAACGACUGGAUCGUGGCGCCGCCCGGGUACCAGGCGUACUACUGCCACGGGGAGUGCCCGUUUCCCCUGGCCGACCACCUGAACUCCACCAAUCAUGCUAUUGUACAGACGCUGGUUAACUCUGUCAACACCAAUAUUCCCAAAGCUUGCUGCGUUCCCACAGAGCUCAGUGCCAUCUCAAUGCUCUACCUGGAUGAAACGGAUAGGGUGGUCCUGAAAAACUAUCAGGAGAUGGUGGUAGAAGGGUGUGGCUGCCGUUAAGCGGACAUAUACGGACGUUUACACCUGAAUGUUCAGACUUGGACACUUAUUUAUAACGUUUAUGUUGAGGUGUUUGUUGUUUGUGUCAUUUUUUGUCUUCUUCUUGACCAUAUGAUCAUAUAUUUUGACAAAAAAUAUCUAUAUAUAUUUAUAUCAACAUAAUAAAACAAAAGUGUUCUUAUUUUAAAUAUGUAAUUCAGCUGUACAGCUUUUCAUAAUGUAUAUCAGACUGUAAUAAGGGUUUUUCUAAAAAAAAAAACGCCACUAAAAUGUUUAUUUACUGCUAGUAUUUAUUUGUUUAAUACAAAAAAGAAAUACAGUACACGCUCUCCCAUCUGACCUGCUAUAUGAUCCAAAGAGCGAGAGCAUUGUUUGUCUACUUAAAAUAGAGCACUGUGUGAAUCUCAAGAGAAUCGAUGUUAAUGUUUUAUCAGUCAAAGAAAUCUGAUACGUGUCACUUUUUCCUCCAACAUUUGAUCACAAAAAACAUCUUCCCAAUAUCAUUUUCAAAUAAAUUGUAAAACAAUUCAACAACAGUGUGAGAUAAUAAUAAUAAAGGUGUUGUGUACAGCUUUAUCAGUGUUUCAUGCAUUACGAUGGCAUCUUACGCAUUUUUUUUAUAUUUAAACAUUUUGGGGCAGUUUCAUGGACAGGGCUUAUCCCAGUCUAAUGUUUGAGCUGCUUUAAUUUAAAAACAUCUUCCAUCUUAAUAUACAUUAGUGCCAUUGCUUUGUCUCAAGAUGCACACCAGUGUUGUUUUUUUUGUAAGGUAUGUUUGUAAAAACUACUUAAAUGUCCUAAAAUAACUAUUGCAUUGUCCUGGAAUAAUCUAAACCCUAUCCAGGAAAGUUGAAGUUUGUCCACUUAAAACACCAUUUGAGACCAUUUUGGGGGGGGGAAUAAGAAAAAAACCUACACUAGUAAACAGCUGUAUGCAAAAUAGUGGUUGUGUUCUGUAUGGUUCAACUAAUGUGAUAUUUACAACAGAUUUCUUUAUAUUUGAGUGAAAAAGAUACAUUUAUAUUGAAAAGUUAUAGUGUAUCUGUAGGUUUACUUUUUAAGUCCUGCCAUCAAAAACAAAUAAAAGAUAUUAGGACUGUGACAUCAUCCUUGCUGUUUUACUCUCAGAUGACUGUAUUACAGUAAAACACUUAUCAAUGAAGUAAACGGUGAAUAAAUAAAUACAGUCGUGAAUCUUGAGGAAAUGUUAAUGUGUGAAUGUACAGCAUCGUGACGUCACGUCAUCUCCAGCAGAGGAAACAGCAGGGAUAAAAAGCUUCACAAUAGAGACGAGACACUGAUGUUAUUGACACGUCUGGAGACGCGGUGACGCGCCGCUCCUCUGUCUCUCGAGUCGCGACGCGUCUGCAGACAGACAGACUGUCAAUCACUCUCAUUUACGGCAGCGGAAGCGCGCGCUUAUCACGCGUUUGUUAAAUCCACACAAAUAAUCUCUGGUGUUGUGUUAAUAAAACACAAACACUGUAAAGGAAACACAACGCGUGUUAUUAUGUGAAAGAAAUACGAAAUACGAUUUAGGGACCAUUUGAUUCUCCGUUUUAAUUUGUCAGCAACCUAUACUGAAAUGAUGUUUAUUAAGAUAUCAAAUAUUUACUACGCUGAUUCUACGUUUUUUUUUUUAUUAAGACUUAAUGUAAAGAGGAAAUAUUGUUAAUGUAAAUGUAUUG